AUGGCUCACAUUCAUCCGUUCCUUCAUGCGGAGAUCCUCAAAACUCAUGACCGGGCCACUGUGCGAUUUCUCAUAGACCGCAUGAGGGGAUUCCCGGUCGCGUUCGCUCAGUAUAAAAUGACUCUAUUCAUGCACCCUUAUCUCUAUGACCCAUCCCUAGAGGAUAUCCAUACUAUCUGCAGUCUCUACCAGGGCCCUGAACCUUCCCCGAAUAAGCUUCUUGUUGCCUCUCUGAGGCAGAAGUCCGCAGAGAUUUAUCGACAGACGAGACAGUUAACGAGCUUUGAGAAGCUCCUCGCCUACGUUCAGACCUUGGUCCUCAUACAAUGCAUGCUAGUCUUCGACCGUGAUGAAGAGAAUGCCGAAUCCACCAACAGCCUACUUGCCGGACUAGCGCGACGGCUCUGGGCACAGGCGCCGAACCAGCUUCCUCAUGAGAUGAGUCCUAGAAGAGCAUGGCUAUUUGCGGAAAGUGUCCGGCGAACCAUCAUUGUCUCCUAUGUACUGUGCAGUGUGUAUUCACUGCAGAAACAAAACUAUUCAGUUCGAACUCCUUUUGUGGAAGCAUUACCCUUCGAUGACCGCACGUUCUUAUGGGAUGCGCCUUCGGAACAGACCUGGCAGGAAGGCACAUCACGAAGGCCAAUUUCAAUGGUGUCUCUACGUGAAUACUCGGACAUGCUCGCGUCGAGUGGGGCUGAUGAGGUCACGGAAUUUGGAAGCCUCGUAUUAGCGGCCUGUAAGGGAAUGCUUCCGUCGCCCCUAGUGUGA
This is a messenger RNA of Penicillium subrubescens, 771 nucleotides long. RefSeq lists its product as uncharacterized. The record is from RefSeq and is a predicted model, not a curated record. The coding region runs from base 1 to 771 and encodes 256 amino acids. The transcript has a single exon. Lineage: Eukaryota; Fungi; Ascomycota; Eurotiomycetes; Eurotiales; Aspergillaceae.